UGACUUUUUUUUUUUUUGCUUUCCUCUUCUCAGUGAAGUGCUAUGAAUUUAAUUUGUGCUUAAAAUUAUCAAGGAAUGUUGCAUGUAAGGAAACUAUACAGAAUGUGCUAAUACUUUUCUGAACUGAUGAAUUCUGCACUUACAGCUACGGUAUCUGGAAGAAGAUCACACACACCACUCGGAGUGCAUUGAAUAUAAAAAGCUUCAUUUUGGAUUUGACAUCUCAGGAAUAUGGAUCAAGAUCUGUCUAUGAUUUCUUCAUUGCAUGAUGACUCUAAACCAGAUGACUAUGUUGAACCUCAUUACAAAGAAUGCUAUCGUCUAGCCAUUGAUGCUUUGGCUGAUGGAGGUGUGUCAGCUUAUCAGGAGUUUCUUAAGAAAGAAGGUACAGCAGAAUUUUUGUGUGAUGCUGAAAUUAGCCAUAUCACAAAAGGUGUGGAAAAACCAAACCCAGUUACCAUAUCUGAUUGUGAAGACCAUCAUGAUGAAACAUCUUCCUCAGGGACAUACUGGCCUGUGGAAUCUGACACAGAAGCUCCAAACCUUGAUUUAGGUUGGCCCCUAAUGCAACCUGGGCUGUCCAAUAAAACCAACAUUGACAUAUACUUUCACCCACCAAGAGGAACUUCACCCACAAUCAAAGAAGUUGUCAGAAAGCUAAUAAAAGAUGCAAGACAGGUUAUUGGAAUUGUGAUGGAUAUAUUUACUGAUGUGGACAUCUUUAAGGACAUUGUGGAGGCUUCAACACGAGGAAUCCCUGUAUAUUUAUUACUUGACCAUUCAAAUUUUAGCUGCUUUCAGAAUAUGGCUGAGAAACAGGCAGUUCAAGUGCAGAGGCUAAGAAAUAUGAGAGUGCGAACUGUUAAGGGUACAGAAUAUCUUUGCAGAUCAGGAGCAAAGUUCCAUGGGAAUAUGUCGCAAACGUUCCUGCUAGUGGACUGCCAUACUGUAUUAUUUGGGAAGUACAGCUUCAUGUGGUCAUUUGAGAAGAUAAACCUGAGUAUGGUUCAGCAUGUUACUGGACAGCUGGUUGAAUCAUUUGAUGAAGAGUUCCGAACACUAUAUGCUCGUUCCCAAAUUCCUGAAAUAUAUGCUCAGGAGGAAUUUGGGUCAAUGACAAGCCUCAAUAAGGUAUGGGAGAACAGUUCCUACAAAGGGUCAGUGCCAUCAUUUCUUUCAUCAACUAGCAACAGGAAUAUAUUUGACAGGGCAGAAAGAUCUAGGCACUCUUUGGAUGCAGUAUACUUACAGACACGAACAAGGCAACAACCCAAUUUACAGAAUCAUUUAGGAGAGGGAGAGAAUUUUGGCACUUCUGCUUUUAAUACCAAGCCUCCUAGUGGACCAAACAUACGUGCAAAAAUCCUACAAUUACAGAAUUCUGAAACAACUGCCAACUGGAAAAGACACAGUUAUGCUGGAGAGAAACCAGAGACAUCACAAUAUUUGUUAAGCAAUCGAAUUGCCAACCUUAGGGCAAAUACUCGACUGCAGAAUUGGAACACAGACAUGGAUUCAAGUAGUGUUGCAUCUUCAGGUAGAGGAGACUACCUUUCAUCCAUCAAUGACCCACGACAAAAUAUUGCUAACAGGUACACUAAGCUGACACAACUACCAAGCCGGACCUCAACAUUAAGAAGCUCAUUUCAUGGGACUGACAAUAAUAUCCGUAAUAUACAGCAAAAGAUGCCUACUCUGGAACGUACAACUAAAACAUUUUUACGUAACUGGCGAAUUGAGUCUUACUUAAAAGAUAACUUAGAGUACACCCCAGAUCUAUCAGGAGAAGUAUAUGAAAAUGACUUAAAUGGCAUAGAACAUUCAAUCAACCCUAUAUAUCCACAUUCACGACUUCGGUCUUCAAUUGUUCUUCAGUCAACAUUAACAGAACACAGAGAGCCAGGUCAUUACCCUAAUUCCUCAUCCUCAACAGACACUUCUCAGGAUAGUCAGUCAACUACAACAAUCCGAAACAGUAACCAUAUGAACACUAGAUUUACUUCUGAUAGUUAUUUACCAUCUGCUAACACAAUGACAAGGUAUCAGCCACCUUUAACUGAGAAAAGUUAUGGAUAUUCUUCCCUGCCUAGAAACACAAUUAGGCAAACAGAUCAGUAUAAAAUGCAACAAGCAGAUACAUUUAGACAAACACAGAGUAGUCUAAAAUUUUAUAAUGACUCAAAAGUGUAUGCAGAGAACAAUGGUCCUAAAGUAGUGUCAAGUUUUCUAUAUGGUACUGCAGGUAGAAAUACAACCAGUCAGACUGACAGGCUUUCAUCCAGUCAGGAUGACAGCUAUGGAACACGAUUGCAUGGCCUACAGCAUCUGAAUGGCCCACAGCUGAAUCAUGAUCAGCAUUUGAAGAAUGAGUGGCCAUAUGCAACAGGAAAUGCCACCCUGAAUGAUCUUUCAACACGAACAGUUUCUCAUUCGUCACUGAUAAAUGACAGCAAAGAAGAACACAAUAAUCAAUUAUCUUUCAACAAGGAUCAUAAACAGAACUCAACUUCCCCACGCUUUUUGCAGAGAGGGUCACUGAAGAUUAGAUCUUUACUUAAUCUUUCUAGUGAUAAAAAAGAAAACUUAUCAAGAAGUAAAAGCUCAUUUUACAAAAUGUGCAGUAGUUCUGAUACACUGACUUCAGAUGAUGGAGAUAAGCAAAAGUCAAAAACAAAAAGCAAAAAAAUGUUGUCUUCAAACAACAGCCAGUCAUCCCAAUCUAAUUCUCAAUGUUCUGUCAGCAGCCAAAAGAAUGUACAAACAUCAGCCUAUACUAGUCUGAUGCAGUCUACAUACAACAGUGCCUCCAAGGAAACAAGUUCAGAAGUAGUAGGUAAUCAGAGCGGCCCUAUCCAAGAAGAUUCCUCAGCUCCAAGGUUUAAUACUGAGCCAACUCAGUAUCAGGAAUACAAACAGAAUAAUCAAGAUUCACCACCAAAAGGUGGCAAUCUGGGGGAGGAUCAAAGUGGAAUAAUAAACCAAAAGCUGGAAAAUGUUCAUACUUCUCAGGAUGGAAUAGCACGGUCUCGGUUUAGUGAUAAACGGGUGUACAGUCGCUUUGAGCCAUUCUGCACCAUGGAACAUGCCCCUCAGCGAUCUUCUUUUGUAGGAGCUACAAGCACUCAGCCAUCUGACUUAGCCACUAGAGCCCAAGCAAAUGAUUAUUCGAGAUAUAAUUCCUCCAUGCCUCGUACCUCACAAGGAGGGUAUCAGGGGUAUCAUCCUCAUUCUGAAAACAGGUUUGGAAGAUUUAUGCAGAAAGUUGGAAACCUAAUAAACAAAAAAUGAAUAUUUAGAUAGUCAUUGCUUGAUUAAAUUCAGUGUAGACGUUACAAUACCAUGACACUGCUGCCUAUACCUUUGAUGUAUUUGAGAUACAGAUUUUUUUUCUUCUUUUUCUUUUGUAAAGAUCUGAAGACUUAGCCAAUUUUGUAGAGCUACAAGCAUUAUCCUGUGGAUGGCAUGGUGCUGGUUGUGCUUCAUAGUUAUUUUUACA
Protopterus annectens (West African lungfish) is the source of this 3496-nucleotide messenger RNA. It is a transcript of the gene SACK1B, whose product is annotated as family with sequence similarity 83 member B. The record is from RefSeq and is a predicted model, not a curated record. Gene Ontology annotation, cellular component: cytoplasm; membrane. Bases 232 to 3288 code for a protein of 1018 amino acids. Lineage: Eukaryota; Metazoa; Chordata; Ceratodontiformes; Protopteridae. The transcript has 5 exons. Gene Ontology annotation, biological process: epidermal growth factor receptor signaling pathway.